GCGAAUGACGCUAUGGGGAGAGCGUACCUUUACUUUUCCAGCCGAAUCUUUUCCCAAUGGGAUCUUUCUAAUUCUUUCCCAUUUUAUAGAAUAUAAGGCUACUUAGCAUCCUCUUUUAUAUGCUAUUGUCGGUCUUAGCAUAGCCACGCUAUCUUACAGUCUAGCAACAGCACCAAAUUUACCCACAACGACUGGGUUAGCACCGCUAGCUACUUUUGCUAACGCUAGAAAACCUAAUUAAAUUAGUAUCAAUAAUGCCAGAAACAUCACUCGCAGAAAAAUAUUACGCUCACAUCCCUUGCUGACUUUUCAGACUAUCGGGUGAGCUAUGUUAGAACUGCCUGACAAAAAUGGCUGAUACGGUCCUGCAAGUCGGUACUGGCGUUUUCGUUAUCGCCCUUGUUUGGAUUGUGGCUCUCGUGUUUAUAUCGAUGCUUCUGAGAGCAUCCGGAUCUGCAAAGUUAGGAACCAUUCCGGUUUUCCUCCUGGCUCUCGCCAUCACUUUGACAUUGGUGUUAUUCCCUCGCAGCCCUGAGACACCUUCCCCUUUCAAAGAAAUCGAGAUAGUAGACACUUUGUUCAUCGGCCGCUACGUGCUUCUGGCUGUGGUGAGCGUAGUGUUCGUGGUGACAUUCUUCAUCAUGCUCCCCUUUCAUUUCCUGGAGCCGGUGUAUGCCAAGGCCUUAAGAACACACUAAGCUGCCAGCAUCGAAGAUGGCACCGGGAUCGCAACCCUGAUGGAACUAGAAAACAAGCAAGGCUGGUGUGCAGCAAGAAACUCUUUAAAUGUGGGGAAACGGACCAAAGAAGGCAUCUAAACAAAGGGCCAGAAAGGUCUGCAUGGACUACCGUGCAGGUUGUUAAGGAAGCAACACUGCUGUAGUUGUUUCUUUGUGUUUCAUAUUAUUAAAUCCAUAAAUACACAAUAGUUCUACUUGAUGUAUGUAAAGUGGAAAUAAACUCUGUCAAGCA
This is a messenger RNA of Melanotaenia boesemani (Boeseman's rainbowfish), 972 nucleotides long. It is a transcript of the gene tmem218, whose product is annotated as transmembrane protein 218. The transcript is spliced from 3 exons. The record is from RefSeq and is a predicted model, not a curated record. Bases 351 to 698 code for a protein of 115 amino acids. Lineage: Eukaryota; Metazoa; Chordata; Actinopteri; Atheriniformes; Melanotaeniidae.